Boeremia exigua is the source of this 3301-nucleotide messenger RNA. RefSeq lists its product as uncharacterized. NCBI's taxonomy places the organism in Eukaryota, Fungi, Ascomycota, Dothideomycetes, Pleosporales, Didymellaceae. The record is from RefSeq and is a predicted model, not a curated record. The coding region runs from base 203 to 2872 and encodes 889 amino acids. The transcript has 2 exons. Gene Ontology annotation, molecular function: carboxypeptidase activity.
CGUUUCACGUCACUUGCUGAAACGGUUGCGGUCGAGGGCGUCGGGGUUCACGUACCAAGCUUUAGAUGCCGGAUGAUCCACCUCGGCAUCCCUAACCACCACGUCCCCCGUACAGACUCCCGCGCUGCUAUCCCCCCGGCUGCUGCCCUGUCGCAGCCACUAUGAGCCGCCAAUAGCAGAGCACCGCACCACGACCGCCGCCAUGUCCGACGAGAAGCACCGCUACGAGCCCCCGGAGCUGCCGCCCAUCCCGUCCUACGAGGAGGCGACCAGCUCGCGCCACACAUCGACCGCCCGCCGGGGGCCCAACGAGGCCAGCGACGACGCCGAGCGGCAGGGCCUGCUCGCGCCCGAGGCCAGCGGGCCCGCGCGGCGCAAUGGCUACUACCACCCACCCAGCGUGCAGUCGGUCGACGACGGCGACUCGGAGCUGGGCAGCCCCGUGCGCGAGAGCCACGAUGAAGAGCAGCGCAUCAUGGAGGAGAUGGAGGUGCUGGACCCCGAGGCCGCCGACGACGACCGCGCACGCCGCCACCGCGCCCGCGGCCGCUUCUCGAAGCGCUUCGCCAGCCUCACCAGCAGCCUGUCCGGCCUGCAGCUGCCGCGCCUGCGCUGGCCGCGCCGCCUGCGCCCCAGCUUCGCCUUCGUCACCGACCGCCUGCCCACCGUGCCCGACGAGUACCGCCCCGGCUGGAGCGUCAUCGCGCGCCUGUGCGGCCUGAUUGUCAUCGUGUCGCUGGUCUACAUGCUGGUCGUCAGCGAGGUCGUGCCCAUGGGCGGCGGCUUCGGCACCCAGUUCAACGCCGAGUGGGUGCGCCAGCAGGUCCAGAAGAACAUCGAGCCGUGGCGCAUCGAGAAGAGCCUCGAGUACCUGACCAGCUACGACCACCUGGGCGGCACCGAGGGCAGCUACGUGCUGGGCCAGUGGAUCGAGGGCAAGUUCAAGGACGCCCAUAUGGACACCUUUGUGCACGACGAGUACUGGGUCUACAUGAACUACCCCAAGAAGGGCGGCCGCCGUGUCGAGAUUGUCGACCCGCCCGAGAAGCGCUGGAAGGCCAAGCUCGACGAGCCGGCCGUGUACAACCCGCCCAAGGCCCAGACCCCCGCCUUCCACGCCAUGUCCGCCUCCGGCAACGUGCAGGGGCCGCUGAUCUACGUCAACUACUGCGACAAGAAGGACUUCAAGCGCCUGUGGGACAGCGGCAUCGACGUGCAGGGCGCCGUGGUGCUGUGCAGGUCCUACGGCACCCAGCCGGACCUGGCCAUGAAGAUCAAGUCGGCGCAGAACGCUGGCGUGGUCGGUGUGCUCGUCUACUCGGACCCCAUUGAAGACGGCUUCAAGAAGGGCAGCACAUGGCCGGACGGGAAAUGGCGGCCGGCCGACAGCGUGCAGCGCGGUUCAGUCGCGCUGUCCAACAUGAUCCUCGGCGACCCUCUCACACCUGGCAGGCCAAGCUCGAAGAAGCAGGACCGCAUGCCCAAGGACAAGAACCCCGGACUCGUCAAGAUUCCCAGUCAACCCCUAUCCUGGAAGGACGCCCAGAAGCUGAUCAAGUCGCUCCAUGGAAUCGGCGAGGAGGUGCCGGAGGACUGGACAGGCGGCGUACCAGACGUGGGCGACAAGUGGUUUUCUGGCCACCCCGAUAAGUCGCCCAGGGUCAACCUGUUCAACGAGCAGGACGAGGUCGAGCAGCAGCGCAUCACCAACGUGUUUGGGUCGAUUCGCGGCCUCGAGGAUACCGCGCAUAAGAUCAUCAUUGGCAACCACCGCGACUCGUUCUGCUUUGGGGCUGGAGACCCUGGCUCUGGUACUGCCAUCAUGCUCGAAGUCGUGCGGGUACUGGGCGAUCUCCGCGCGCAAGGCUGGCGUCCACUGCGCACCAUCCAGUUCGCUUCGUGGGACGCCGGCGAGUACAACCACAUCGGCUCCACCGAGCACGUCGAAGCCAACGUCGACUCCCUCCGCGAAAACGCCCUCGCCUACAUCAACAUCGACGCCGCCGUCACCGGCGACAAGCUGUGGGCCAACGGCUCACCCAUCUUCUCCCACGCCUGGCACCGCGUCCUCGACCGCCUCAACGACCCGCACAACGACAACAAAACCCUCAAAGAAGUCUGGGAAAUGCAGGGCUCCACCGUCGGCAACCUCGCUGCGGACCGCGACUCCGCGCCCUUCCAGUUCAUCGCCGGCACCUCGUCCAUCGACUUCGGCUUCGGCGCGCCCUCCGGCCGCAACUCCAUGUCCGGCUCCUGCUACGAAACCUUCGACUGGAUGGCGCAGCACAUCGACCCGGGCUUCUCCUACCACGCCAUCGCCGCCCAGAUCCUCGUGCUCUUCAUCCUCGAGCUCGCCCAAGAGCCCAUCAUGCCCCUGCGCCUGACCAACUACGCCGUGCACCUGCAGGCUGAGGGCCAGGCGCUGCUCGACGACACGGAGAAGGCCGGCGGCGACUUCGACAUCGCCAUCUUCGAGCCGCUGGUGCGGAGCAUUGGUGCGUUGAAGGAGAAGGCUGACGAGUUUCACAAGUGGGAGACAUACUGGUAUAAUCAGGUGUACGCGACGGGCGGCUUCGAGACAGGGGGUGUGACGAUGCAGCGCAUUAAUCAUAAUAACAAGAUGGGCCAGUUUGAGAGUAUGUUGUUGGAUUUGCCGGUGGACGCAAAGGACGGGAGUCCCCGCGGCCUGCCCAACCGCGAGCAGUUCAAACACAUGCUCUUCGCCCCUUCCAUCCACAACGCUCACGCCGCCAGCGUCUUCCCGUUCGCCCGCGACGCGCUGGAGGCCAAGGACUGGCCGCGUGCGAAAGAGCAGAUCAAACGGACCGCGGAGAGUCUGGAUCGCGCGAGUGAUCUUCUGGGGCCGGGGUAGUACCGCGAUCCCGAGGGGGCCAGUCGCGGUUCUGCGUUUUGGGCAUGUGCAUUUUUUGGCGUUGGGUGCAUUGGGGGAUAGAAAUUGGGCUGCUGCUGGCUCCAAUGGAGGAUUACAGCGGCCUGGGACGCGCAGUCGAUAUCAAUUACUUCACUCGAAUCUGCGUUGCUGGACGCCUUACAACUGUGUUCGUUGUUGUGCAGUUUUAUCUACGCAUGUCUAACAUGUGGAAGAUGGGUUGAAGGGAUUGCUAAUUGUACAUGCGGCAUUGCCCCAUGUCGUGGAUAGUGGCAGGCAUCUGCGCCACGACAAGGCAUUCUGACGACAUCGCGUUGCUGCAGAGCAUCGUCGGCAGAUCGGCCCUUUGCCCCAUCGCAUCCCAAAGCGGUAAUCGCAACAGUCGCAACUCAAGUGGGUCCUCUCACCACC